AUGAACGUGGCGACCAGGAGGUCCUUCUCCGUCCUCCGAUCUGGCUGCCUCGCCGGCGGCGCCUCCACAUCUGCCGCGGCGGCGGUGAAUCCCUCAUCCGCCACCACCAGCCCGUCAACGCCAGGGAAGGGGCUCACCAGAGCACUCCUCCGGGGGCCCACAGCGCCAAGGGACCUUCCCCACACCGGCCGUGGCGCCACUAAUUUACUGUGCCCACCACCGGUCUCCUUCUCCAGGUCAACGGCAUCAGCCACCCUUUUGGGGCCGCAGGAUCCGAUUCUCCCCGCGCUAAUCGCCGCACAGAUCAGGUUCCUCUCGCCUCGACUCCAUCCGCGUCGGACAAUGGCGAUGAACGUCUCCUCUUCCGGCGGGGAGAAUGGUGCCGAGACGCCGGCGAGCGAGUCUAUCAGGGAUUCCGGCAGCCCUCCUUUCGUCAACAUCCCCGUGACCUCCACUUUGGCUUAUCCUCUGGAUAAUUCUCCCACUCCCAUAAAUGCAAGCUCUUCGAUCCGGAAGCCGCUGAGCCUGUGGCCGGGGACUUACCACUCCCCUGUGACACAGGCCCUCUGGGAAGCCCGAUCGAGCAUAUUCGAGAGACUGCUCGAUCCGGCUAACGACGGGCUCCCACAGAGCGAAUUGCUCACGAAGACCCCGUCCCAGAGCAGGACCAGCAUCGUGUACCACUUCUCCAAUGAUUACAUUCUCAGGGAGCAAUAUCGCGAUCCCUGGAACGAGGUCCGGAUCGGGAAAUUGCUGGAGGACCUGGAUGCCCUCGCGGGAACAAUUGCUGUGAAGGUAGGUGCCUACUGAGACUUUCUCUUUCUAUGCUAUUUAAUAUGGAUCAGAACAUCAGAUUUUCAGAACGCUUUCUUGGACUCCUCGCCGAACAAAAUUAUGAUCUCCAGUUGCUAUCUUCUCUUCAAAUGCUACCUCUUUAGAUUUGCAUGCAUUAAGCCAAGUUGGAAGUUCCCUUCUCUUUUUUCUUAAUCUGCCCUCACCCUAGUUCCUCUUCCCUGCUAAUUAAGCACUUCUGAGCCAUAUAUGACUGCUCCGAGGUGUUCUCCCCUAGUCCGAACAUAGUUCCACACGAGUACCUAAAUUAUUCCCGAGUUCUUUUCCCUGUACUGCUGUGGUAUUUCUUAUAAACUUUUUGAAAAGAGAAAGAAGUCAACGCAGCGUCUGUGUCGGGAAUUGCUGCCAUGUCGACAAGCUCUGAGCUCUACCACCGCUAACCAUGAUGAAGUUCCCCAGAUAUAAGAAGACUAAUUCAGGAGGUUUUUCUCUAAACAUGAUAUUUUUUAAGAACGCUGAUGAUGCUUAGAGCUGUAGAAACAUCUGAUUUCAUUUUUCGGGGAUUAUUAUAUCACGUAUGAGUUAAAUAUUACAAGGAUAAAUCUGUACAAAAAGAAUCUAACAUUUAUGCAGUCUUCACAGGGAUGUUCCAGACCCUACUGAGACCCCCAUCCCCCUUCAUUAUUUAGAGGAAAACGUUUAAUCCUCUCGAAUCAGCAGAGAAAAAGGCUUCUUACCCGUUUAGCACAAGAAAAAAAUGGACCACCACCCAAAAACCGUGUUGUUCUUUUGGGUACUAAUUUUUCGGUUUGGCAUCUCGCUAGAACUUUUUUUUUUUUUUCCUGCCAGGAUACUGAAGUAACCGUUCCCUUUUCUUCUCUCUGUUCUAGCAUUGCUCUAAUAAUGACAGCACGACGAAGCCUCUGGUGCUGGUCACCGCUUCUGUGGAUAGGAUGAUCUUGAAGAAGCCUCUCCGGGUGGACUCGGACUUGAAAAUCGCCGGGGCUGUCACAUGGGUCGGGCGAUCCUCAAUUGAGUUGCGGAUGGAGGUCACCCAGCUAUCACAAGGUACGCUGAAGAAUGACUAGAGUGGGCCGUCCAUUGGACUGAGACCUCUCUUUCCAUCUGUUCCAUGAAUGAUUGCCCUCAGACUCCCUUCUUUCUCUUGCAGAGACCGACAAGGAGUCGGAUUCUAUCGCUUUGACCGCCAACUUCACCUUUGUUGCACGCGAUUCAAAGACCGGGAAGUCGGCUCCUGUGAACCGCCUGGCCCCACAAACUGAGCUAGAGCGGAAGCUCCUCGAAGAUGGGGAGAGCAGGGACAGGCUGAGGAAGAAGAAGAGGGAAGAGGAUAGGAGGCAGUUCGAACAGGGCGGCCACGCUUUCCACGGCGAGCUGGAGAGGUUAAAGGCUCUGUUAGCCGAAGGCCGCAUCUUCUGCGAUAUGCCUGCCCUGGCCGACAGAGACAGCAUUCUGAUAAGGGACACACACCUCGAGAACUCUCUCAUCUGUCAGCCUCAGCAGAGAAACAUCCACGGGCGAAUUUUCGGAGGAUUCUUGAUGAACCGGGCGUUUGAACUGGCCUUCUCGACUGCGUAUGCAUUCGCCGGGCAGAUGCCCUGCUUCAUGGAAGUCGACCACGUUGACUUCCUACGACCUGUGAGUGCUUCCCCACUUCCCCCCCCCUCAUGAUUUUGUGCUGCUCCUUUACAUUUUUGCCCUUUCAGUGCUAAGCUUCUCGAGAUUCGUUUCCUUAGCUUUACCACUUCUGCUCCUAGAUUUGUUGAGAAAUGGUGUGUAAUAAAUAUCUACCAAGAAUCAUCUUGACCCAGUUCAGUGGUUCUCAAUGUGGAUUUCUUUAUUUACUUGAUCGGCGUUGACCGGCUCAGGUGGAUGUGGGGGACUUCCUGCGGUUCAAAUCGUGCGUUCUAUACACCCAGCUGGAGAACCCGGAGCAGCCCCUCAUCAACAUUGAAGUCGUCGCUCACGUCACCAAGCCGGAGCUCCGCCGGAGCGAGGUGAUGAUCUCUUGACAGGAUUUCUAAUAUGUUCCCCGCACUCCUCUCACCGCGCUUCCCUUGAAAUCAUCCAACAGGUCUCAAACACCUUCUACUUCACCUUCACCGUCCACCCAGAGAGCUUGAAGGACGGCCUGAGGAUCCGAAGCGUCGUCCCCGCCACCGAAGAGGAAGCCCGGCGAGUGAUCGAACGUAUGGACGCCGAGGAUUCUUACUUCUCCUCUGUGUAG
Molecule: messenger RNA, 3040 nt
Organism: Spirodela intermedia
Lineage: Eukaryota; Viridiplantae; Streptophyta; Magnoliopsida; Alismatales; Araceae
Source: the annotation of a GenBank genome assembly